CCAGAAACAAAAAUGGCGCGAAAAGUGUAGAACGUGUUUAUGUUGUGUUGCUCGUCCCGCAAACGAUGGAAUCGGAAUUUGAAGGCUUUUCCAGUGGCAGUGAAAUAUUGACCAAACAUGCCGAUCGGUGGCGUAAGGUGAGCUUCGGUGUACCGGUUUUCGAUCGGCUUACGGGUGGCGGUAUCGGUGCCCGGGGAAUCUUCGAGCUGGCGGGUGAUCCGGGAUCGGGCAAAACACAGAUCGCACUAAAGCUAGCACUGACGGCCCAGCGCACCGUGCCGAACUCCUGCGUGGUGUACAUCUGCACCGAGCAUAGGUUUCCUUCGCGCAGGCUGCUACAGAUGGAGGCAGAAUACAAACGCCAGCAGAGUGGGGAUGAUGCCGUCCGGGACCAUAACUUUGUGGACCACAUACUGGUGGAGCACGUAUGGUGUGUGCCUACCCUGAUGGCCUGUUUGUUCGAUCGCCUGCCCAAGCUGCUGGAAAGCACAAAAAUCAGUGUGCUCAUCAUCGAUUCCAUCGCGAGCCCAUUCGUGGAGGAAAGGGACUACAUUUCGCGGGCGGAAACCUUCCGCUCGAUAGUGCACCGGUUGCACCAGCUGCAGGAGCGGCACAACUUUGCCAUCUGCGUAACGAACCAGGUCCGUUCGGUGAUCGACUCUUCAACGCUGGACGACCAGCGGAACGUACCGGCGCUGGGGCUCGCCUGGAGUACGCUGGUGCACACGCGCUUGCAGCUUUCCCGCACCACGCUAAGCUCGAACGAUCGACGCUGCACGGUUGUGUUUGGACCAUCGGCCCCAACGACGCAUGGCUUCUAUCAGAUCGACGAGUCGGGACCGGUGGAUACCGAAGCCCUUCGAGUAUCAAUGAACUGAGUAAGAAACAACACCCACACAUGUUUUGCAGCUUUUCUAUUGCACACCUCUCACUAGUGGUGUUCCAGCUUUAUUAUUGUUCAUAGGAGAUAGAUGUCGUGAUCGGGCCCAUCCGUGCCGAAUAUACCUAAUAUCAGUAGAGUAUGAGCGAUCGCGCGAGUUCACCUCUUUUUUUUUGCGGGAAUGGUGAGAUCUUUUCUGCCAUACACACACACAUACACCAAUUACAAUCAAUUUUCUUCGACCAAAUACGAUAAAAAGUAGAGAGUAUAUAGGUUUGAUUGUUAACAGUACAGUACAUAAACAGUGUUCGUUUAGUAAAUGCGCCUAAACCAGUUUCCUCCUAAACAGAUUCCUAAAUAGCGAUAACAUUCACCUUUGGCAAAUAUGUUUAGAGAGUUUUACAAUCCGUGUAAGCAUCAGAGCACAAUGGACAACUGUGUGUGUGUGCGUUUUGUGUUGCGGUUGGUUUUGCUAACGUUUGUUUCUUUUUUUUCUCUUAAUAAUUUAAACAUUUUUUCCUAAACUAA
Anopheles gambiae (African malaria mosquito) is the source of this 1408-nucleotide messenger RNA. Its product is annotated as DNA repair protein XRCC3. NCBI's taxonomy places the organism in Eukaryota, Metazoa, Arthropoda, Insecta, Diptera, Culicidae. Gene Ontology annotation, biological process: resolution of mitotic recombination intermediates; double-strand break repair via synthesis-dependent strand annealing; t-circle formation. Bases 66 to 878 code for a protein of 270 amino acids. The transcript is spliced from 3 exons. Gene Ontology annotation, molecular function: ATP binding; four-way junction DNA binding; ATP hydrolysis activity. The record is from RefSeq and is a predicted model, not a curated record. Gene Ontology annotation, cellular component: replication fork; Rad51C-XRCC3 complex.